UCAGUUGUAGUCUAAGAGCAGUGGCAGUUAAGCCCUGUUCCCUCUGUUUCACGGGAGGCACCUACAAAUCAACUUAGCAUGGGAUCACAUGAAACUGCAGCCGGCAUUAAUGGGAAUUUACUACUGAGAGCUCUGUGAAGGGAGAAGCUGGCACUCAAGAUUCUUCUGCAACUCACCUGGUCUAACUGAAGAUCAAUGAAGUUCUUAUGAGGACAUAAUGGGCAUCCCAAUGACAGUUCUUCUUUCGACUGUCAUAGCAAUGAUUCUGCCCUUUUGCCACUGCAAUAGAGGCCCAGAAAAGGGCUUCUCACAGUUCCAGUUUACCCACCACCUUUAUAAUGCCACAAUAAAUGAAAAUUCCAUCCCGAAGACAUACAUAGACUGCAAUGUGAAAAUGGGAAUUUACAUCAAAGAUCCUCUUUGGACUAUUAAGUACAAGAUCUUUUCUGGAGAUGAAAGCAAUCUUUUUAAAACAGAGGAAUAUACAGUUGGAGAUUUCAGCUUUCUGAGGAUCAAGACUCGAAGCAGUAACACAGCAAUGCUUAACAGAGAGGUGCGAGACAUAUACACUCUGACUAUUCAAGGCACCGAAAAGACCUAUGAUUACGAAGCAAGAACUAAAGUUAUUAUUCGUGUCCUGGAUGCAAAUGACUUGAAGCCGCUAUUUUACCCUGCUUCUUAUAGUGUCACAGUGUCGGAAGACACACCUUUGAAAGCAAGCCUUGUCAGAGUGAGUGCCACUGACGCUGAUCUUGGAAGCAACUCUGAAUUCUACUUUUCCUUCCCAGAAAAAUUGCAGGCUUUUAUGGUGCAUCCUUCCACUGGUACAAUCAUUUUGUCAAAAUACUUGAACUAUACCCUUUCACCCAAAUAUGAAUUUCAUGUACUGGCUGAAGACAGAAUGAAGAAGAUUUCAGGAACAAAGGGCUUUGGAAAUGUAGCCAGGGUAACUAUUAAUGUAGAAAAGAUAGACUCUAAACCACCAAUAAUUGCAUCAAUAGACGUCACUAGUGCUAAGAAUGAAAUGGAGUUUCUUAAUGCAAUUAUGACCGUGUUUGUUGCUGGCCCUGAACAAAAGGUUCAGUCAGUAGAUAUUAUAGCUGGUAAUCAAUUUGCCGAUUUUAAAGUUAUCCCUUCGGACUUUAAGAAUCAGGAAUACAAGUUGAUUUCAAUUAGAAGUAUUAAUUGGCUAAAUUAUCCCAAUGGCUUAAAUCUUUCAUUUCAGGCAAAAGACAACAGCCGACCCCCUUUACUUUCACCCAUAAAGAGCUUGUACAUAGCAGUGCAAAAGGACAACAACAUUAAAUUUGAAAAGGAAGUGUACCAUGUUAUGCUGAGUGAAUUUUCCCCUCCUAAAAGUUUUGUUGUUCUUACUAAGGUGAUUUCAGAUCAUUCAAACAUCAGUUAUGCUAUAUCUAAAAACCACGACAGUGCAAACUUUUUGAUUCACUCCAAAAGUGGCCUAAUCACAACAGCAGUACAAAUGGAUUUUGAAAAGAAGUCUCACUUUGAGUUUGAUGUGACAACAACCAACAAGGAAGCCAAAACUCGUGUUAUAAUUGAUAUUGUUGAUGAAAAUGACAAUGCUCCAAAGUUCAGCCAGACCUCUUAUCAAGAAACGGUUUUUGAAAAUGUAGCAAUUGGAACAAAAGUUCUACAGGUAACAGCAUUAGACAGUGAUUCAGGAAGCAAAGGCUUUGUGACAUAUGCCAUAGCGAACAGAGGGCCAUUACCAUUUUCGAUCGAUCCAUUUACAGGAGUUGUCUCCACCUCUGAAGAACUGGAUUAUGAACUUAUGCAACGCUUGUAUCAUCUUCGAAUUUGGGCAUCAGAUAGUGGAACACCCUUUAGUCAUGUAACAGAAUCAACUGCUACAAUUAUUAUGAAUAAUGUAAAUGACAAUAUUCCGAAAUUUGAAAGGAUAAAAUGCCAGGCAACCAUUCCUGCAAAUUUUCAACAAGGUACAUGUAUUGGCAUCAUGUCAGCAGUUGACUGGGAUGAGCUGCAACAAGUGAGAUAUGAGAUAGUAUCAGGCAAUGAACAAGGACUCUUUGACCUGAAUCCAACCUCUGGCAUGCUAAUGCUGCAGAAGCAAAUUCCUCAGAAUAAGCCUGAUGAUGUGAUACGCUCAUAUAGCCUGAAAAUAACUGCCACAGAUGGAGAAAACUAUGCUCUACCAACAGAUAUUAACAUUACUGUUUCCGAGACCACUGAAGAAGAAGCUUGUGAAAAAAUGAAGUGUGAAGAGACUCAGGUUUUAAAAAAUUUGACUAACAUGCUUAUUCAAUCAAUUAAGCCCAAAAUUCAGUCGGCAGAUGAUGAAACUUUCUCCGAUGUAUAUAUUGUAAAUUACCACCCUCCCAAAUUUGAUAAAAAUCUUCCCAGUUCAAUUGAUAUUAAAGAAAACACUCCCAUCAAUUCAACUGUUCUCCACAUUGUGGCACAUGACGAGGAUACUGGCUUUAAUGGGAAGCUAGUGUAUGUAAUCUCUGAUGGAAAUGAAGAUGGCUGUUUUCUGAUUAACAUGGAGACAGGUGAACUUAAAGUAUUCUCUCACUUAGACCGAGAAACAAAAGGAUUUUAUAUUCUUAAUAUUACUGUCUAUGAUUUGGGAACACCACAGAAGGCUUCAUGGAAGUUCUUAGCAAUUAACAUUAUAGAUGUCAAUGACAAUGAACCAAAGUUUGAACAGCCUGCUUACUUCCUGUCAGUUUCUGAAGACACAGAGUUACGGAGGAUCAUUUUCAAAGUAACAGCGACUGACACUGACCUAGAAGAUAAUGGAAGAGUUAAGUAUUCUUUUUUAACACCUACUGAAACUUUUACUAUUAAUGAGUUUACUGGAGAAAUUGGGAUAAUUCAACCACUGGACAGAGAACAAUAUCCAUAUUACAGACUAAAAAUUGAGGCUAGGGAUCAGGCAAAACUAGAGCCUCAACUAAUGUCAACUGCAGACAUUUUAGUAGCAGUGGAGGACGUCAAUGAUAACCCUCCAAGAUUUCUUUCCGCACCCUACAAGGUACAAGUUCCUGAAGAUUUUCCAGUUGGAACCAUGAUUUUGUGGGUUGAAGGUUAUGAUUUAGACCUAGGUCUUGGGGGACAAAUUAACUACAACUUGAUGAACAGUGAAAAUGGAGUGUUUCAUUUAGACACGUCAACUGGUGUUCUUACCUUAGAAAGAGAACUGGACUUUGAGAAGAGGAGUCAGUAUAAUUUAACUGUACGAGCCGUUGAUCAUGGAAAGCCUAGAGCUCUGUCUUCAUCUUGCAUUGUUGAAGUGGAAGUAAUAGACAUCAAUGAGAAUCUGAAUGCCCCACGUUUCACUUCUUUUGUCUUCAAAGGAAGUGUUGAGGAGGGCAGCCCUAUUGGGACUACAGUCACCACAUUAACAGCUCUCGAUGAGGAUUCUGGAAAAGAUGGCGAAGUGCGAUAUUUUAUUAGUGAUGGUACUGGGUUUGGAGUUUUCACAAUUGAUCAGGAAACAGGUACCAUUCAAACAGUAGAGAGUCUGGACCGUGAGUCCAUCUCUCGUUACUGGCUUACAGUUUAUGCAACAGACAUGGGCACUGUUCCACUCACCUCCUGGACAGAGGUUUACAUUGAAGUGCUUGACAUCAAUGAUAAUCCUCCAGUGCCAACAAAGCCAGUUUAUUUUGGAUCGAUCUUGGAAAACUCUCCGAAAGAUUUAUCAGUUGUCCGAAUUGAAGCCAGUGACCCUGACUCAACCUCAGAAGGGAAACUUGUUUUCAAGAUCACUGACACCCAGCUUUCAUAUUUCAACAUCAAUCCGAAAACAGGUGUGGUCAGUACCACGGCAAGUCUACUAGAUCGGGAACAGAAAGCUGAACACAUCUUUGAGGUCAUAGUCAGUGAUGGUGGUAAACCACUGCUACAGGCUACUGCCACUGUCAUUAUAGAGGUGUUGGAUGUAAAUGAUGAAGUACCUAAAUUCACACACAAGCUGUUCACUGUAAGGCUACCAGAACGUCAAGGAAUAACACAGCCAAUGCAAGUUUACAGGAUGAUUGCUAAUGACAGAGAUGAAGGAGUGAAUUCUGAAGUUACCUAUAGCCUGGUGAAGGACAGUAAUGAAAAAGACUUUACCAUUGAUCCAUCAUCUGGGAUUAUUACAUCCAAGAGUGACUUCAUUCCAGGGGAUUAUUUCAUUCUUUCAAUCAAGGCAACAGAUAAUGGGAGUCCUCCUAAAUCUUCCAGUGUCCGGCUCCACAUCGAUUGGAUACAAAAACCAGCUCCUUCCACAGAGCCACUAGUGUUCGAUGAACCUCAUUUUAAUUUUGCAGUAAUGGAAACGGACCCAGUGACUCACAUGGUGGGAAUAAUCAGCACUGAAAUCACACAAAGUGAGCUAUGGUUCGAUAUCACAGAUGGUGACAGCCUGCAGGAGUUUGACAUUGAGAAGAACAGUGGGAGCAUUGUUAUCGCAAAACGCCUUGAUGCAAGACAGCGGUCAAACUACAAUCUUACUGUAUCUGUCACUGAUGGAACCAAGUCUAUCAUCACUCAGGCCUAUAUUCACGUAGUGGAUAUUAAUGAGCACCGUCCCCAGUUCCUUAAGAAUCAAUAUGAGGUGAGCGUACCUGAAGACACUUCACCUUGGAAGGAUAUUCUACAGCUCAGUUCAAGGGAUGAAGAUGGAAGUACUAAGCUGAUUUACACCAUUCACAGCAGCGUCAAUGCAGCCUCCUUAAAACUCUUUCAGUUAGACCCAAGCAGUGGGAGUCUGUUUCUCAUUGAAGAGCUGGAUUAUGAGGCACAGCUGGUGCAUAUUCUUACUGUAAUGGUACGAGAUCAGGAUAUUCCUGUCAAAAGGAAUUUUGUUCGAGUUAUUGUGAAUGUUGAAGACUGCAAUGAUCAUGCACCAGUCUUUUCGAACGCUCUUUAUGAUGGGAGUGUAUUUAAUUUAGCUCCUGCAGGUACAGAAGUUUUGCAAGUGAAAGCCCUGGAUAAAGAUAAAGGAACCAAUGCUCAAAUUAUCUACUCCUUCCAUUCAGGAAACACAGACAAUAUUUUCAAUAUUGAUCCUGAUUCUGGACAAAUCACAGUUGCCAAGCCAAUUAAGGAACUUUCACAAGAACACUACCAUCUUACAGUGAAAGCAACUGACCAGGGUUUCCCUCCACUCAGUGACCUUACUACUGUGAACAUUCACAUAAAACUGUCUGAACUGACACCUCCUUACUUCUCUCAAAAGGAAUAUUUUACGGAAGUCAGUGAGGCAGCUGAUGUGGGACAACCUCUGAUUACUGUCUCAGCAACCAGUCCUUCAACAGUGAAUUAUGAAAUUAAAGCAGGUGAUCCAAAUGGGACUUUCCACUUAAACUCAUAUUCAGGAGUACUUUCUCUUCAGAAACCUUUGGAUUUUGAGACAAUAAUUUCAUAUCAAUUACAAGUCAGAGUGACAAAUCUAGCCAGAGCAUAUUCUGAUGCAGUCAUUUAUGUCUAUGUGAUUGACGAGAAUGAUAACGCUCCAGUAUUUCUAAAGUCGAACUUUACAGGUCAAGUUCGAGAAUCUCUUCACCCAAACAGCAUGGUGAUGGGUGAUAACAACACCCCACUGGUUAUUCAAGCUGUGGAUGCUGAUAAAGAUUUGAAUGCACAUCUUAUCUAUCAGAUUCUUGAGCCAGAUGCCCAGAAAUAUUUUAAAAUUGAACCUGGCAUAGGAACUUUAAGCACUACAAACAGUAUUGACUAUGAACUGACACAGGUUUUUCACUUUACUGUGCAAGUCCGGGAUUCAGGAAACCCAUCUUUGUAUGCAGAGAAUCCAGCAAGAGUGACAAUUCAGGUAUUAAAUAUAAAUGACUGUCCUCCAAAAUUUGAACAAGCACAGUAUGAAACCGUUCUUUUCCUACCUGCAUUCUCUGGUAUGGAAGUUAUUAAAGUUCUGGCAGAAGAUAAAGAUUCAAAUGUCACGUACACUAUACAGGAUGGAAAUGUUAACACAGACUUUUCAAUUCAGCCAACCAGUGGACUUAUUUUGGUACACAAUGCUGCCAGCCUGAAACAAAGCUAUGAGCUGACUAUAAGGGCAUCAGAUGGUUUAUACAAGGAUGUUACCCAUGUCAAAAUUAAUUUCACUGAAAUCACAGAAAGCGGACUUACAUUUGAGCACAGCUCUUACAAAGGUUCUGUUAUGGAGAACACAACAGACAUUAAAACGGUAGCUGCUCUUAGAUCUUCAGGGAACUAUUUAAAUGAACCUUUGACUUACACAUUGUUACACUCAGGGAGAAUGUUUUCUAUCACUCCAACCUCAGGGAUUAUUCAAACCACAGGACUUAUAUUUGACAGAGAACAGCAGUUUAUGUAUGAUCUGGUUGUAGAAGUAAGAGACACAAGGAAGCCUCCAAGGAUAGCUCACACAUCUGUAAAGGUAUCUGUAGAAGACAUAAAUGACAAUACACCUGAAUUUCUAAAUCUACCCUACUAUACCAAUGUGCAGGAAGAUGCUGAAGCUGGUGAUGUGAUUUUCCAAGUGACAGCAAUUGAUAAAGAUCUUGGGGAUAAUGGAAAAAUAAUGUAUUCGUUAGCAGAAGAUUUUGUGUUCUUCAGAAUUGAUCCAUAUCUAGGAGAUGUAUCUCUCAAGCAGUCGUUUGAUUUUUACACAUUAAAUAAAUAUGUUCUUAGAGUAAUAGCAACUGAUUGCGGUGAUCCUCCUUUGCUGUCAGAGGCAGAGCUUCUAGUAACAGUGCAAAACAAAUCCAAUCCAGUUUUUCAGAGUCAUCACUACACUAUAGAUGUACCAGAAAACAUUCCUCCGCACACAAUUAUCUUGCAUGUUCAGGCCCGCAAUCCUGAAGGAUAUCGCCUUGUUUACAACUUAGUUAGUGAAAAUGCUUCAAAAAUAUUCAACCUGGAUUUUAAGACUGGAGCUCUGAGUGUUGUUGAUACUUUGGACUAUGAAACAGAAACUAGUCACGUUCUGAUUGUGAGAGCAACGGAUGCUGUCCUGGGCACCUAUUCAGAAGCAACAGUGCUUGUAGAAGUGGAAGAUGUCAAUGACAAUCCUCCUUUUUUUCAACAAAAGGUCUAUGUUGCACAAAUCGCUGAAGGACUUCCAAUUGGCAGUCCUGUCAUUCAAAUGCAUGCCUCUGAUAAGGAUUCUGGACGGAAUAAAGACAUAACUUAUGAAAUCAUGGAGUCAGACGGCUCCAGCAUGUUUAGUAUUGAUGCAGUGACUGGCCAGAUAGUGACAACACAAGAAUUAGAUUAUGAAACCACUCAACAAUUUAACUUAAAGGUCAGGGCUGUAGAUAACGGCAUGCCUUCUCUGAAUGGUGAAGCACUUCUGCUUGUGAAUCUUUCUGAUGUCAAUGAUAAUUGUCCCAAAUUCAGUCAGCCCCAGUAUAACUCAAUAUUAAACGAAAUGGCAGUUUGCGGUCAGAUUGUGAUAAGAGUUCAAGCCUCUGAUCCUGAUGUAAACGAUGUUAAUAAUCUAAAAUAUUUUAUAGUGUCUGGCAAUAAUCACAGAUACUUUUACAUUAACCAAACGUCAGGCCUUAUUUCUUUCAAUAAUGCCUGCAAAAAAAAUUUGGAUCAUUUUUACAAUCUGACUGUAUCUGUAACAGAUGGAGUUUUUCAGGAUAUUGUUCCAGUAAAUAUUGACAUGAUAACUGCUAACAAACACACUCCAUAUUUUGACCAAAGUGUUUAUGAAGUUGAGUUGGUGGAAAAUGCCCAGGUAGGGACCCAGGUGAUUAAACUGGCUGCUAUUGAUCCAGAUGAUGGCCCUUUUGGGAGUGUGGACUACACAAUCAUUAAUAUGCUUGCCAAUGAAAAGUUCUCAAUCAACAGGAAUGGAGAAAUAACAACCACUGAGAAACUUGAUAGAGAAAAUCCUACCCAGAGGGUUAUUGCAAUCAAAGUUAUGGCAAAAGAUGGAGGAGGGAAGGUGGCAUUUUGCACUGUUAAAAUUAUACUCACAGAUGAGAAUGAUAAUGCUCCAUUGUUUAAAGCUUCACAAUACCAGGUCUCGAUUAAGUCUAAUCUAAGCAAGGGCUCUCCCGUUAUUCAAAUUAUGGCUUAUGAUGCAGACGAAGGCUCAAAUGCAGAUGUAACGUAUUCAGUGGAUGAAACAGGAGACAUCACAGAAGAUAUAAUCGAGAUCAAUCCUUUUUCAGGAGUGGUCUCUAUAAAAGAAUCAUUAGCUAGCCUGGAAAACAGGAUUUUCAAUUUCACAGUGAAAGCUGAGGACAACGGCUUACCUCGACACAACUCCAGUGUACCUGUUCAAAUUAAUGUGAUUCCACCAGAAGUGUCGCUUCCUCGCUUCUCAGAGCCUCUGUACACUUUCACUGCUGUUGAAGAUAUUCCUGUUGGUUCGGAAGUUGGUACUGUGAAAGCAAAUGCUGAAGAACCUGUAAUAUACAGUCUUGUGGAGGGGAAUACGGUUGAAAGUAAUAAGGACAGAGUUUUCAGUCUUGAUAAAGAGAGUGGGACACUGGUUUUGCAGAAAACUAUUGAUCAUGAGAAGACAAAGUGGUACCAAAUAGAUGUUAUGGCCCUUUGUCACAGUAAUAGUACCGAGGUUUUUACACUUGCGUCUGUAAAUAUUCAGGUAGAUGAUAUAAAUGACAAUUACCCUGAGUUUGAUACAAAUCUAUACAAAGCAGUUUUAAUGGAAAACAUGCCAGCUGGGACCACUGUAAUGCAGGUCACUGCCAAUGAUCCUGACACCGACUCCAAUGGACAAGUGACAUACAGACUAGAACCCGAAUCUGAUGAUGUCAAUGAGCUGUUUGCAAUUGACAGCAAGAAUGGAUGGAUCACUAGCUUAAAAGAAUUGGAUUGUGAGGCCAAAGACCUUUACCAAUUUCUAGUCAUUGCUACAGAUCAAGGGGGAAAAGUUAAACUGUCUUCCUCAGCAGCAGUCGAAAUUAUUGUUAUGGAUGAAAAUGACAACCCUCCACAGUUUACCUCUGAUGUUUACAAAGGUUCCGUCAUUGAAAACAGCCCACCCGGUGAACCUAUUGUAAGUGUGGAUACGAAGGAUUUCGAUGUGUCAGAGGAAAACAGACAACUAACAUGCUACAUUACAGAUGGAGAUCCACAGGGAAUAUUUUCAAUUGAACAAGUGGAUGGAAAGUGGACAGUGGUGGUGAAAGGGCUUGUUGAUCGAGAAGAGAAGGAGAAGCACAUUAUCAAGAUUACAGCAACCGAUGGCAGAUUUCAGACUUCAUCAGAAGUGGAAAUUCAUGUUCUUGACAUUAAUGAUAACAGCCCUCAGUGUGAGCAGGUGCUCUAUACAGAGUCGGUCCCAGAAGAUGCUCCAGUGGGUUUUUUCAUUCUUAAAGUUUCUGCAAGAGAUCCUGACCUUGGCACCAGUGGACAGAUUACAUAUACUCUUCAUGGUCCUAGAGCAGACAAAUUUCGUCUUGACCCCCAAACAGGAGAUCUGCACACCCUGGAAAUCUUAGACCGUGAACUAGAAAUGGAAUAUGAAUUGUUUGUGAAAUCAACUGAUGGUGGUGGGCGGUCUUGCCAGGCAGACAUUAUGUUAGUUAUCCAGGACAUAAAUGAUAAUGCACCUAAGUUCUCGUCCAAUCACUAUGAAAUCAGUGUUUUCGACAACACAACAGUGAAAACACCUAUUGCUGUACUAUUUGCUAAAGACCCAGAUGCUGGUAUAAAUUCAGAAGUGAUGUAUUCUCUUGUGGAUUCAGCCAACAACUUCUUUUCAGUUGAUGAAUCUACUGGAAUUCUGAGAUUAGAGAAGACAUUAUCAGAUGCAACAACAUCGGUUUUUGAACUCAAGAUCCAGGCAACAGACCGAGGUCUACCUCAUCACCUGUCUUCCGUGGCGAAGAUAACCGUGAAUGUUGUGAGCCUCAGUGAUUAUGUGCCAGUGUUCCAGCACAGUGAAUAUUUCACUUCAGUUCUAGAAGGUUCAGCUAUAGGGACAGAGGUCUUGCGUGUAUCUGCUCAGAUUAAUGAUGCCACACCAAAUGUGAUUAUCUUCUAUAAUAUCAUCUCUGGCAACGAAGAAGGAAAGUUCACAUUAGACUCAAAUACAGGUGUUAUUUAUGUAAAUGGCACUCUGGAUUUUGAACAAGCCCAUGAAUACUACUUGCUAUUAGAGGGGGCAAGAGAAGGAUCGUCUUUUCUUAAUGACACUACUAUGGUGGUUAUAAACAUUACUGACAUUAAUGACAACCACCCACGAUUCAAUCGUGAAGAAUACCAUGCAGAAAUUUCUGAGGAUAUUUCACUGGGGGAGAUCAUCCUGAAGGUUUCAGCAGAAGAUCUUGAUGGACCAAUGAACAAUCAGAUUCUCUAUAACAUUGUGAAUGGUGAUCCACAGCAACAGUUCAGUAUCGAUCGGGACACUGGAGAUAUCUGGGUUAGACAUCAUUUGGACAGGGAGGAACACUCCAGUUACACUUUGAUGAUUCGUGCAUCGGACAAUGGAAACCCUCCUCUGUUCAGUGAUGUUCAGGCUGUCAUAAAGGUCUCUGAUGUCAAUGACAACCCUCCUAUCUUCUUCCAGCUUAAUUAUAGUCUUGUCAUUCAGGAGGAAUGUCCAAUUGGCAGCAGCAUUCUACAGUUGUUUGUGAUUGAUAGGGACACUCCAAAAAAUGGGCCUCCAUUUUCUUUUCGGAUAAUUGGUGGGCAUGAUGGGAAAUCUUUCCAAAUCAGUCAAAAUGGCCUUCUGUCAACAGCAGCUGUUCUAAGAAAGAAGAUAAAGGAAGAUUACUUGUUAGAAAUCCAGGCAACAGAUAGUGGUUAUCCUCCACUUUCUUCCUCGUGUUUUGUAAAAAUCAAAAUAAUAGAAGAGAGCCUAUAUCCGCCCUCAGUAGUACCCCUUGAGAUCUUCAUCACAACCAUCGACAAAGUAUUUACUGGCAAAGUCAUUGGGAAAAUCCAUGCUACUGACCAAGAUCUUCAUGAUGUGCUCACCUACUCUUUAGCUUCAGAGUCCCCAGUUAAUGGGCAUUUUACAGUUGACUCAGUAGAUGGCAAAAUCAUUACCAAUGAUAUUCUAGAACCAGGUCUAUAUUCCUUAAAUGUGACAGUCAGUGAUGGCAAAUUUACAUCAUUUGCUUCAGUUGAUGUGUGUGUGUGGCGUGCCACCCAAGAUGUAUUGGAUAAUGGUGUGACAGUUUCAGUCACUGGGAUUUCCCCUGGAGAGUUUAUUGGGUACCACUGGAAGAGCAUUCAGAAAAUUCUGGGGGAUAUACCUGGAGUUACAAAACAGGCUGUCCAUAUUGCAGGCCUCCAACAAGAUUCAACUGCAUCAGGACUCGAAGCACUACUUGUAUUAAAGGAAAAGAACAGCAGUUUGGAUAUUAUGAAGGUAUUAAAUAAAAACUUUGAGGAAAAAGAUGGUUUUAAAGCUCUGCAAGUGAGACGUGGACUGUGCAGAGGAGGCAACUGUCCACCAAGCUGUAAAUUUACUGUUCAGAUGGAUUCAAGCAGAAUUUCAACGCACACCACAGCUAGGACAAGCUUUAUCACACCUCACCAUUUUUGGGAGACAGUGUGUUCAUGUAACGAAUCUGCCGCAGAAUUCAAAGAGAACAGUUAUCUGAGGUACAAUUACAUCAACGAUAACACAGAUUUUUUUAAUCUGUCCCUGCGUCUAAGAACCAAUCAGUCAAAUGGAUUGAUCAUGGUCACCAAUGGGACAGAUUCAGGAGCACUGCGGAUCAGCAACAAAGACCUAAUGUUUGACUACAAAUGUGGUUACAGUCCAGUCAGAACCCUCCAUGUUCUCAAUGCUUCUGUCUCCGAUGGAAUCUGGCACCAUGUUUCCCUGCAACUGAAAGGAUUUGAGCUUCAAAUGACACUAGAUAAUAUGAGCUCAGCAUCUGUGACUCUCCUGGAGAGGUGUCAAAUACACAACAAAGAAGGUUUCCUGAUUUUUGGUGGAAAUUCCACUGGAGUGAUUAACCAGGGGUUUCGGGGUUGUCUUGACUUGUUGACAUUCAAUGGAGAAAUCAUGAAGAAGGACAUGGACAGAAACAGGAAAAUCACAGGAAUUUUCGAAUGUUGCUCAUGUAUGAAAAACUGCAACAUUACGCCAUGCCUCAAGGAAAGGAAAUGCACCACAGGUUUGCAAUGUGUUUGUUAUCCACCUUAUCCUGCUACAUCCCAUUGUGAAACAAAAAACCAAACCUGCAACUCCCAACCCUGUUCUGAAGGAACAGAAUGUGAAACAGAAGCUGAAGGCUACAGAGCUUGUCCUGAUGAAGAGUGUGACCCAUUAAACUGGCCAUGUGUCUGUGAAGUGACUAUUGACAAACACUUUGGCUUGCCAGAGAUCAUGGUAACAUCUGCUGUCUUGAUUGGGGUCAUCAUACUGGUUAUAAUCUUCAUCUUCAGUCGAAAACGUUAUUUACACUGGAAGAAGCACAUCCCUGUCAACACAACGAACUCAAAUGGAUUUCUCCAGCCAGACUCUGGAAGAAACAUAAUUGGCGACUCGCCAGAGUUGCCAGCCAUUGAAAUGGAAAUAAUGACUGACGCCCAAAAUAACCUGGCACAUGAUCCCUUUUUGCCCAAUGAAAUGCAUCGGCAUUCAGAUUUCUUUCCGUCCAAUGGAGUCCGCUUCCAAAAACAACGAGGGACGGUGGUGUGCAGUGUUGCUCCAAAUCUUCCACCCGCUCCCCCAUCCAGUUCAGACAAUGAGUCUGUUCUGAAAAACAACUGGGAACUGGAAUACGAUGAUUCAGACUACUAUUCUCCACAUGGAAUGAGAGACUACCCACAGUAUGAAUUUGUAGAAGAACGUUAUCCAUCCCUGCGUCCUGCGAGUGUCCAUCGGUCUGUCCAUUUUGAAGGUUUCCCAUUCCCCUUGGAACACUACAACCGAAGGGCACCUUUACCUCCAUGUUACAGCAACCAAACCCUGGAUGACUUUUUGGGCCGUGACACUAUUCCUCUUCCACCUUCUCACUGCCCCAAUGAGUAUACUGCUAUCAGUUACUACCCCACGGAGCACACUGAAGGUGUAAAUAACUUGAAUGGGACAGGUUACCGCCGACUAAGCAUGCGCCUUAGUGUGGCCCAGCCCUCCUAUGCGGACUGUGUCCCCAAUCCUCAGACUGUGGCCUCUUCACGAACCCCACGCAACUACGAGGGUUCAGACAUGAUAGAAAGUGACUAUGGUAGUUGUGAGGAGGUGAUGUUUUAAACUAUUUUUUAAAAUUUCUACCAGUACAAGAACAAACCAUUAUUAUUUCAUGGAAGAUCAAACUGGAAGGAUCAUUUUAAGAAUAACUAAGCACUGAAGACGUACAUUUGGGCAGCUUAAAAAUAUAUUUUUGUUUUGAAUUCCUUUAAAAGGCAGUCUAUUACAAGAAUAUUACAAAGUAAGGUAUAUCAUUUUAUUUAAUGUUUAUUAAACAUAAAGGGACUAAUAAUGAUGCAGCCUGCCAGGUAAAGUAAAAAUACAAUUAUUGUUCUUGUUAUUACUCAGAAAGCAGAACAGAAAGAAGCAUGUGAGUUUUGAAAGAGUUUUAUUACAUUUGAGGUGGAUGUGCUAGAACAUUUGAGCUCUGAUAUUUGUGUCUUUGACCCAUUCUUGACUGCAUUGUGGACUGAAAAUUAAGGACUUCAGCUUUUGAGAUGCUCUGUUUGGUGCCUAGAGAUGACACUAAAAAGUGACACAUGUACAGAGAGACCUCAGUUUAGACUGAUGACUUUUCAGUGAUUUUGACUGUACUGCCAUCAGCUACAGUAAGCACUUCAAUGACAUUUUUUAAUUCAUAUUAUAAUAUCAUAUUAUCACUCACAAACAUUUCUACAUUUUCCAGUUUGAACAUGCUCGAUACAAUUUUUAUACUCUUCUACAUACUGUAAGCAGUGAGCUGCAUUUCAGUACCUGCACAUAGAGACAUGUGUUCAAAGACCUCGUCAUGCACAAGGGAUGCUAAUAGCUUGAAUGUUACUGAUCAGUGUGGGGAACACAUAUGUUAUACAGUAUGUCCCAAUAAAUAUAUCACUGUAAUUACACUUUUUUGGCAGCAGAAGCAAGUGUUUGACUAUACACAAAAUUAGUCCUACAAAGUACUAGUUUUAAAAAUGAUUGUAGAAAAUGUAAUAUGGAUGAAUAUAUCCAGUAUAUACAUAUACACACUCACACUCUACACACUGUAUAUAAUAAGAUUUGAAUUUAUUGCAAUACCUUAGCAGUUAUAAAGUUUACAUUUCUUGAAAUGAAAACAUAUAAGGCCAUUUUAGCGAAUGCAGCAGGAGGGAACCAAAAAAUAUUGUUUUAAAGUAUAAAGAACUAUAUUAUGUCAUCCAUUAUGUUUUGUGGCUGUUUGUCACAUUAUGCUAGUAAGUAUAAUUUUAUUAAUAAAAAUAAUGUAAUUUGAAAUAAACCGUAAAGAGACUAAAAACUGCAUAUCUAUAACAUAACUUAUGUAACAUAUUCUUACUGAUGGACAGUUGUUAAUGGUGUGGACUCACGCCUCUGGCAUCCUCAGGAUAAAUCCAUGACUGGUCAUUUUCCACAUGAAGUUUGCACUUUCUUGUCGUGUCUGUGAGAGUUUUCCUACGAAUGCUGUAGUUAUUCUUUUAUAUCACCAAAGCAGUGCAGGAUGGCAUAGCUGGUGAUGCCAAAUUAGCCCUGUUUGAGUGUGGAUGUGUGUGUGACCGGGUCCUAUGAUGGACUGCUGUACAGUCCAAGGUUGUUUCCUGCCUGGUGCUCAGCCAUUUUGGAAUUGGCUAAAGUCCAUAUCACCUUGAAUUGAAUCUGACAAAUUUGAGAAUGUUACAUAAUUCUGUGUAUAUAAUGUGCAGCUAGUAUUAAAGCAUGCAGUGGUCCAUCACAGGGCACAUUAGCAAAUAUACACCUACACUGCUCAAUGGAGAGAAAAUUAGAAUUGACAGUCAACAAAACUGCAUAUCUUUGUAGUAGUGAAAAAUAAUGUACCAAAAGAAAAAAAAACAAAACAUUCUCACAGCAUGCAAACGUCAAACAGAGAGUCCUUAGGCUGGUGUAGAAGCACUGGAUUCCGAAUAUACAUUUUUCUAAAUAAUUGUAAUAUUUUAUUUAACCCCCACAAAUGUUAGCUUUUUUUAAUAAAUGCACCAAAAUGUGUGAAGCAAUAAAACAUUUUUCCUGAGUCUUUUAUGGGAUUCAUAUAUUAAUUUUUGGUUAGUGCAUACACAAAUAAAAAAAAAAAGUAAAAUUCCAUCUAUACAUCCCACAUACAUAAAUGCAUACACUUUAAUAUGUAAACAUAUAAACAUAGAUUACUACAUUUUAAAAGUUAUAAUUGUACAUUAUGUAUGACAUGAUAGGUAUAUAAAGUUAAACACAUGUAAAUCCAUACUGUAUAAGUACGUAUAGAGCUUAUUCAGGGUGUUUUAUAUUCUGUAUUCUUUUGUGGUACAUUAAAACCACUGUGGAAUGCAAUGUUUUCUUAUUACAGCUCUAAAUUAGGGAAAACAAAAGAAGUUAUUUAAAUGUUGCUUGUACAGAUAAAUAUACAGGGUGGCUCAGUGGAUGGUGCUGCAGUUGCCUCAUGCUGGUUGUUGUUGAAGUGGACUUUGCAGAUUCUCCUUAGGUCAGUGGGAGUUUUCCUUCUCACAUUUCCAGAGAUGUAUGAGUUAGUUAAAUUAGCCAAUUAAAAAAAUUCAAACAAUGUACAGUAUGUAUGUGAGAGAAUGGGCCCCAUAGUGCCCAUCCUAGGUAUGACACUGAAUUUGAUUAAGUUGUUUGCUUUGUUAUGCUGUGUUAUACAGUACAUGCAUGCAUACUUACAGUACAUUCUCUAACCCAGUUCAUCCAGUUCAAGGUUGUUGAGGACUGGAGCAUAUCCCAGUAACCAAGAAAUAACCAACCAUUGUUAGGAUACCAUUCCGUUAUGGUCCUACACAUGCAAACAUAUCUGAUCUGUAUGUCUUUGAGGAUGCAGGAAGAAAUUCCACAUGGACACAGAGAAUGAGCAAAAUCCAAGCACAUAGUGACCUGUCCAGGAUUUGAAAGCACUGUGCCAUUAUAUAUGUGUUAUUUAUUGCACGACUAAACAAUUCGUGUUUUUUUUUUUUCUUUAAUUUUUCAACGGUUUCUUCCUAUUUAUAGGGUCUGUGUGUGUGUAUGUAUAUAUAUAUAUAUAUAUAUAUAUAUAUAUA
Erpetoichthys calabaricus (reedfish) is the source of this 16104-nucleotide messenger RNA. RefSeq names its product FAT atypical cadherin 2 (gene fat2). The transcript is spliced from 24 exons. NCBI's taxonomy places the organism in Eukaryota, Metazoa, Chordata, Cladistia, Polypteriformes, Polypteridae. Gene Ontology annotation, biological process: homophilic cell-cell adhesion. Bases 218 to 13153 code for a protein of 4311 amino acids. Gene Ontology annotation, cellular component: catenin complex; plasma membrane. Gene Ontology annotation, molecular function: calcium ion binding; cadherin binding. The record is from RefSeq and is a predicted model, not a curated record.